AUGAUGACUACUGUGAUGAAGGCGACUGCGCUGCGCCGUGAAGUGUGCGCCCUGUUGUCCCUCGCGCUGUUGUGCUGCUGCGCUUCCAUUUUCGUGACGGCUGCGGCUGCGACGGGGGCUGCUGUACAAUCAACUGAGUUUUAUUCCGGAGCGUCUGCCGUGAACGUGUCGGUGGAGAUCUCGUGUGCGGACAGUGAGAAUACGUUGCAAUGGCGCUUCCCUGGCCGGUCAGAAUGGAAUAAGUGUGUAAGCUCACUGGGUGCUCAUGGCUACACUGUUGUUGCGAGCAGUGGUGGAGGCUACACUGUAAGUGCAUCUGACGAAUACACUGUUGAUCAGAAGGACACUGUUGAUCAGGGGAGCGCUGUCGAAUACAGUCUGGGUACAUCAUAUGAUAUGAUUGAAGAUGUUGAGUUUCUUGCCUUUGAUACGAUAAGUGAGGAUCUCAGCCGUGUCAGUGAGUCACUGUGCCUCUCGGCCGAACAGAUGUACUUGACUGCAAAAUGUAAUAAAUCCUGCAAGUCCGCCGGAGCGGGUAAAACCGCGUUUACAAUGGAAUUUCCAACGACUAAAGAAAGUGGUGUGUACAAGAAGUGGCUGGAAAAGAAAACAGAAACUAAUGCUGCUGUGGGUAGCACCUCAGGCGUCUGUCAGUUAAAGACUUCUGUUGAAAGGGCACCUGAGGGCGUCAACAGUGGAACUCCAGUGGCCGCUGCAGCGGCGUCGGCAGCACAAGUGACAGGAGUGGAGGCACCCGCAGCGGGGCAGGCUGCAGGCAGUUCGAGUUCAGCUGCGAGUGGGGCCUCAUCAUCGGCACAGACUAUUGAGCAGGGGAUAUCCCCAGCGGACCCACAAGCCGGUAACACUUCGCAGCUGCCAACAGGCGAAGGGGUUGGCAGAACGGAUGCAUCCGGGACGACGCAAACACCCUCAGCCACUCCCGCCAGCGGCAAUGGUGAGUCCUCCGGUGCAGCCACGGCCGGUGCUGCCUCACAGUCCGGCAAACCGACAUAUACGAAGGAGGCCAACAACAGUGCCACCACUGGAGCGCAGGAUCCCGGCACGUCGGACAGCAGCGCCAUCGCCACUGCGUGGGUGCACACACCACUGCUGCUGCUGCUGACCGCCCUUGCAUGUGCCGCUGGGCAGCGGUGCGGAGCAGCCACACACGAAUGA
Messenger RNA from Trypanosoma cruzi, 1176 nucleotides. Its product is annotated as mucin-like glycoprotein, putative. NCBI's taxonomy places the organism in Eukaryota, Euglenozoa, Kinetoplastea, Trypanosomatida, Trypanosomatidae. The coding region runs from base 1 to 1176 and encodes 391 amino acids. The record is from RefSeq and is a predicted model, not a curated record. The transcript has a single exon.